AUGGAUGCCCUCAAGCCUCCGGUCCCUUAUACCAAGGGCCAGAAUUUCAGCAUACUAUCUCAUGUUGCACCCCCACCCACGCCUGUGACAUAUGGCUGCUGUCUGAACGGCCCUGCUGGGAGGGAGGAGCAAAGCCAUCUCACACCCGUUGCUCGAUGCCUACAAAAUCCCCCCCUACCGGGAAGUCCUGGCUCAUCCCGCAUCGAUCUGACAGUUGUCGAUCCGUUCCGAGUGGGCGAUGGCCAUAAUGCGCAAGUCUUUGCCGCGAAGGUUCAAAACAACCCCCAAGCGCCCGACGGUGAAUCAAAGGUACUAGUAGCAAAGGUCUUUGAUCCGCUUUAUCAGGAUGACGACGAGGGAUAUCUGAAUCCCUUUCUUUGCAUGAAUAAAUACUAUACCCACGAGGUGCAUGCCUAUUCUAUACUCUCCGAGUUUCAGGGUGGUCUUAUUCCUAGAUUCUACGGGUCCUACACACUAGAUCUCCCGGUCUCUGAAUCAGCCGUCCGCGUUGUCCGACUGAUUCUGAUCGAAUAUAUCCCCGGGUUAUCCAUGCUUCAGCUCAAGCCAGAAGACUUUUCGCAGCCGUGUCGUCAGCAGAUUAUGAAAUAUAUAAUUGAUUUUGAGAGCUUAGCCUGGAAAUAUGAUGUCGGACUCACCGAUCUAAGUCCUAGAAACACGAUGUUGCUGGAUUUCAACUGCCAUUCUCAACGGAAAGUAGUAUUUCUGGACUUUGCAAGCGCGAUUUUCGGCCGCAGACUAGACGGCCCAAUAACAGGUCCACCGAACUUGUUUCUCGGGCAAUAUAUCUCCCCGCGUUUGCGAUGGAACAGAGACUUGGCAUGGCCUUUCAAUGACUGGAUCGACUGGGAGUUAGUGCCCUGGAUUGAACGCGAAUAUGCCCACGAAGAGGCGUUGAUCACGCCGGAAAUGAGGAAGGAAUACUGCUCCCCAUGACCGUUGCAGUCGACGGGAUGGAUGUGACCAGGCUGUGACCAGGCUUCCCCCUACCCAUGUUUGUCGAACCGCCCUGUAAGGGUCGCACAUCACUCGGCGCGACUAA
Molecule: messenger RNA, 1060 nt
Organism: Aspergillus heteromorphus CBS 117.55
Lineage: Eukaryota; Fungi; Ascomycota; Eurotiomycetes; Eurotiales; Aspergillaceae
Exons: 1
Coding region: 1-954 (317 amino acids)
Molecular function (GO): ATP binding
Source: RefSeq, a predicted model, not a curated record